Messenger RNA from Colletotrichum paranaense, 1437 nucleotides. RefSeq names its product eukaryotic translation initiation factor 3 subunit L. Gene Ontology annotation, molecular function: translation initiation factor activity. The record is from RefSeq and is a predicted model, not a curated record. Lineage: Eukaryota; Fungi; Ascomycota; Sordariomycetes; Glomerellales; Glomerellaceae. Gene Ontology annotation, biological process: translational initiation. Gene Ontology annotation, cellular component: cytoplasm; eukaryotic translation initiation factor 3 complex. Bases 1 to 1437 code for a protein of 478 amino acids. The transcript has 3 exons.
AUGAGCGGCUAUCAAAACGGAGAGCGGCCCGUCCGCGUCGACGACGACAGCGACGUCGAGGAGGAGGCCCUCGUCAACGACUACAAGGAGCAGGUCCAGUAUGAGGACAACAUUGGCGAGGACCUCGAGCAGGUUAACUCCCUGACCAUGGCCCAGCAGACCGACGACAUCCAGUCGCGCCUCGCCGCCGCCGCCCAGCCCCUCGACUUCUCCGCGCCCCUCGAGGUCAAGUUCCAGAGCUACGACUCCUACUGCAGCCUGUUCCACUUCAUCCUCAACAGCGAGGGUCCCGUCGACCUCGAGCCCCCUUCGUACUACUGGGCCUGGGACGUCAUCGACGAGUUCAUCUACCAGUUCAACUCCUUCUCGUCCUACCGCAUGCGCAUCGCCCGCCAGGGCAACAACGAGGAGGAGAUGCAGGUCCUCAAGGAGAACCCAAACACCUGGGGCUGCUACUCGGUCCUCAACGUCCUCUACUCCCUCAUCCAGCGCUCCCAAAUCACCGAGCAGCUGGCCGCCAUGCGCCGCAACGAGGACCCCAUGGCCGUCGCGGGCGAGUACGGCUCCAAGAACCUCUACCGCAUGCUGGGCUACUUCUCCAUCAUCGGUCUCCUCCGCGUCCACUGCCUCCUCGGCGACUUCAGCCUCGCCCUCAAGACCCUCGACGACAUUGAGCUCAACAAGAAGGCCAUGUUCGCCCGCGUCAUGGCCGCCCACUUCACCACCUACUACUACGUCGGCUUCUCCUACAUGAUGAUGCACCGCUACGCCGACGCCAUCAAGAUGUUCUCCCACAUCCUCGUCUACGUCUCCCGCACAAAGAACUUCCAAAAGAACGCCCAGUACGACUCCAUCACCAAGAAGAACGACCAGAUGUACGCCCUCAUCGCCAUCUGCGUCGCCUUCCACCCCACCCGCCUCGACGACACCAUCCACUCCGCCCUCCGUGAGAAGUACGGCGACCAGCUCCUUAAGCUCCAGCGCGGCGGCCCCGAGUCCCUCCCCAUCUUUGAGGAGCUCUUCCGCUCCGCCUGCCCCAAGUUCAUCUCCCCCGUGCCCCCAGACUUUGAGAACCCGGAGUCCAACAUCGACCCCGUCGAGCACCACCUCGCCGUCUUCAUGGAGGAGGUCAAGAUCAACAUGAUGAGCCCCACCGUCAAGUCCUACCUCCGCCUCUACACCACCAUGGACCUCAACAAGCUGGCCGGUUUCCUCGAGGUCAAGCCCGAUGAGCUCCGCUCCUGGCUCCUCGUCAACAAGCAGCGCACCAAGCAGUUGCGCUGGACUGACCACCCCAGCCUGUUGGACGGCGACCUCAUCAACGUCAGCGACCUGGACUACGCUAUGCAGGGUGAUCUGAUCCACAUCUCGGAAGCCAAGGUUGGCCGCAAGCUGGUCGACUGGUACCUCCGCAACCUGUCCCGCACGUACGCUUGA